CCAAUAAAGAACAACUUUAUGACUCAUCUGAAGCCACAUUAGUGGAUUGUGUUACAUCGACCACAGAAAAAGCCUUCUCAAAAUGGUGUAAACACAGAAUAUAGAUCCACAAGCUCUUUUUGAAUGAGCAAAUCCACAUUCCACAGAUGUGAACGUUAAGAGAUUUCUAAACAUUUGUUCAAAUCAUAGUUUUAUUUGUGAGCUGAUUUUGAAUAUUUACAGAUCGUUAUUUUAUUUGUGAUUUAUGGUGAAUACUUGUGAAAUAUAUUUGUUCAUAUUCACAGAUUAAGGUUUAAUUAGUGAUUUUUUUAAACAUUUUUAUUUUAUUGAGGAGUUUGGUUUUAUUUAACAAAAUAUUUGUUUAUAUAUUAUAUUAGAUCGGGGUGAACAUACCGAAUAAAGAAAACAUCUCACUCCAUAGACCUUGUACCUUGAAGACACCUGAGGACACUUCCUGUUUAUACACGGCCAGCUAUGUACUGCUGAAGUGAUCUUCGAGGUGUAGGACGAGGUAGCCUAUUUAACCUGAGUGAGUUGUAAACUUUUGAUCAAAACCUUGUCUUGAAAGAUAUGAAGAGGAGACUUCUGCUCGUGUCCAACUCAACCCUGCACGGGGGAGGAUAUCUGGAACAUUGCCAACAGCAGAUCAAAGACUUUUUCGGAAUAGGGGUGAAGAGGAUUUUAUUCAUCCCCUAUGCACUGUGUGAUAGAGAUGGCUACGCAAAGACUGCCAGGGACAAGUUCAACAGUCUGGGUUAUGAGGUGGACAGCAUACACGAGGCCUCUGACCCAGUGGAAGCUGUACGGAAGGCUCAGGGUAUAUUUAUAGGUGGUGGCAACACAUUCCGUCUGCUGAAAUGUCUCUACGACAACCAUGUGCUUUCUGAGAUCAACGAGAGGGUUCUGCAGGACGGUGUUCCCUACAUGGGUUCCAGUGCUGGCACCAACGUCUCUACUGUCAGCAUCAACACCACCAACGACAUGCCCAUCGUGUACCCGCCCUCCUUCAACGCCAUUGGUCUAGUGCCUUUCAACAUCAACCCUCACUUCCUGGACACGGACCCUAACAGCAGACACAUGGGGGAGACACGAGAGCAGAGGAUCAUUCAGUACCACGAGGAGCCUGACACUCCAUCUGUUCUGGGCUUGAGAGAGGGUUCCAUGUUGCUCGUAGAAGGAAACAAGGCUACUCUACUGGGCACUUGCAAGGCACGGCUGUUCACCAGGGGGAAGCCAACAACAGACUUUGAAUCUGGCAGUGACCUCAGCUUCUUGCUGACAGACAGACAGUGAAGUUUUACAUCUCCGUUCUCCACGGCAAGACAUCUCCGUUCUCCACGGCAAGACAUCUCCGUUCUCCACGGCAAAGACUGAUGCAGAUCCUUACAAGUGGGAAUGCACUUAUAUCAAAAUAAAUAUUAUUACCAAAAAAAA
This is a messenger RNA of Oncorhynchus gorbuscha (pink salmon), 1434 nucleotides long. RefSeq names its product Alpha-aspartyl dipeptidase-like. Gene Ontology annotation, molecular function: serine-type peptidase activity. Bases 571 to 1293 code for a protein of 240 amino acids. Gene Ontology annotation, biological process: proteolysis. NCBI's taxonomy places the organism in Eukaryota, Metazoa, Chordata, Actinopteri, Salmoniformes, Salmonidae. The transcript has 9 exons. The record is from RefSeq and is a predicted model, not a curated record.